UACAGUAAUUCGGAAUGAGCAUUUUCGUCCAAAAGCUGAUAUUGAAGACUGGAUCAUUAAGUAUAGUGCUCAUGAUUUCCAUGUUAACUAUAGGAUGACCCAAGACACUUUUUAUAAUUUACUUAAUUUCCUACAACAAGUUUCACCAGAAUUUUGUCAAGAAAAUGUUGUGGGUGGAAAUACACCUAUUUCAAUUAAAAAAAAAAUGCUUAUUGCUCUGUGGUACUUUGGAAAGGAAGGGUCAAUGCAGGCAAUAACAUUUAUCCAUUGGCCAAGUAGACAAGAAUGUCUGGUGAUUGAAGAAAGAUUUAAGUUAAAAGGAGGUAUUUCAGGUGUCAUUGGGGCUAUCGAUGGUACACAUAUAAAUGUUAAAGCUCCAUUGAAACAAGCUGAUAGUUAUACUAAUCGUAAGCUUGGUAAAAGUAUGAUUGUACAAGCAGUAUGCACAGAGGGAAAAAUAUUCACCAAUAUUUCAGUAGGAUUUCCUGGCCGCAUUCAUGAUGCAAGAGUAUUGGUUAAUUCAGAAUUAUAUAAACAAGUAACCGAAAAUGGGCCAAGUUCUCUAUUUUACGAUAAAUAUCAUCUGUUAGGAGACACAGCAUAUCCUAACCGAGAAUGGUUAAUCACUCCAUUUAAAAAUUAUGGAAAUAUAACACGUCGAAAAACCAAAUUCAACUACCUCCAUGCAAAAACUAGAGUUGCCAUUGAAUGUGCAUUUGGCUUAUUAAAAGGACGCUGGAGAAGAUUAUUAUAUUUGAAUAAAACAAAGAUUGAAAAUGCUCCAAAAGUCAUCCUAACUUGUUGCUUUUUACAUAACUUUUGUUUGGUGAACAACGAUACAAUGAGUGCAGUUUUAACAGACUAUCAAAAAAUGCAAACACCGCAAGUAGUUAUUAGAGAAGACUAUAUUGAAAGACAGCAGGGGAAUAUUAAAAGAGACAAAUUGUUAAAUUUACUGGUACUUCCAAAUAACUAG
This is a messenger RNA of Myzus persicae (green peach aphid), 976 nucleotides long. Its product is annotated as protein ALP1-like. The record is from RefSeq and is a predicted model, not a curated record. The transcript is spliced from 3 exons. The annotation marks the transcript as partial. NCBI's taxonomy places the organism in Eukaryota, Metazoa, Arthropoda, Insecta, Hemiptera, Aphididae.